GGGACAAGGAUGCUCCGGGGGUGGCUCUUUGCUUCCUCGCCUGCCCGGAGCUCGCAGGGGCUCGCCUGGAGGAUGUCUCACCCCCUCGGCACAGGUGCCGCUGCCGGGGCGAGUUCAGAGCAUGCUGCUGAGGGCCACCCCCAGGAGGUUCCUGGAGCAGCACCUUCUCUUCGUGGAGAGCGCAGAGCGGCAGCGCCCGGCUCGGGAAUCGCUCCCGAAUCCAUUCAUGACUGAGGAACCCCCGGCCGAGCCGGACCUGCCCCGCUCCAACCUGACCAACGCGACGGACUGCGGCGAGGAGAUCCUGCUCUAUGGGGACACCGAGAAGAUCGUCAUCGGGGCCGUGCUCUCCAUCAUCAUCCUCAUGACCAUCGCCGGCAACGGGCUCGUCAUCAUCUCCGUGUGCAUCGUCAAGAAGCUCCGCCAGCCCUCCAACUACCUGGUGGUGUCCCUGGCGGCCGCCGACCUGUCGGUGGCCUUCGCCGUCAUGCCCUUCGUCACCAUCACGGACCUGGUGGGGGGGGAGUGGCUCUUUGGGAAGGUGUUUUGCAACGUGUUCAUCGCCAUGGACGUCAUGUGCUGCACGGCCUCCAUCAUGACCUUGUGCAUCAUCAGCGUGGACAGGUACCUGGGCAUCACCCGCCCGCUGACCUACCCGGUGAGGCAGAACGGGAAGCUCAUGGCCAAGAUGGUCUUCAUCGUCUGGCUCCUCUCUGCCUCCAUCACCCUCCCCCCCCUCUUCGGCUGGGCCCAGAACGUCACGGUGGAGCGGGUGUGCCUCAUCAGCCAGGACUUCGGCUACACCGUGUACUCCACGGGCGUGGCCUUCUACAUCCCCAUGGCCGUCAUGCUCGUCAUGUACAGCCGCAUCUACAAGGCGGCCAAGGUGAGCGCCGAGAAGCACCGCUUCAUGAACCUCCCCAAGCACUACGAGGAGGAGGGGGUCUACUGCCUGGAGGCCUCCGGCCGCGGCCACCACAGCUCCCGGCGCACCAAGGCGGCGGAGGAGUGCGCCACGCUCUCCAAGCUGCUCCGGCAGGACAGGAAGAACAUCUCCAUCUUCAAGCGGGAGCAGAAGGCGGCCAGGACCCUCGGGAUUAUCGUGGGGGCCUUCACGUUCUGCUGGCUGCCCUUCUUCCUGAUGUCCACGGCCCGGCCGUUCAUCUGCGGCGUGCGCUGCAGCUGCAUCCCGCUGCGGCUGGAGAGGACUCUGCUCUGGCUGGGCUACGCCAACUCCCUCAUCAACCCCCUCAUCUACGCCUUCUUCAACAGGGACUUGAGGACUACUUUCUGGAACCUCCUGAGGUGCAGGUACAGGAACAUCAACAGGAGGCUCUCGGCCGCCAGCAUGCACGAGGCCCUGAAAGCCACAGAGAGGCACGAGUGCAUCCUGUAGGGCCGCGGCCUCUCUCCCAGUGCCUGACCAAGCGGCUCCUGCCUCUCCAUUUCAGGUUUCCUCGCUUCUCCUGCCCCUCCUGGGGGCCGGCAGAAACCAUUUGUGCCGUUGUUUCCCCCCGCCCUUCCCUGCCAGACAUCACUGAGCCCCUUCCCCUCGCCCUGUGAGGAGCCGCAGCUCUCCUCACCUCGGGAACAAGUGGAGGGAACUCCCCUUGGGAACAAGUGGAGGGAACUCCCCUUGGGAACAGCCCUUCCCUCUCAUCGUGCCCAAGGUGGGGGGUGAAAAGCCAUGAGCCAGACUCGGGGGGAGUUCAAGGUCUACCAACUGUGGGCAACUCACACCACCUUUCUGUGCCUCAGUUUCCCCAUCUGUUAUUUAAAAAUAAAAAAAAAUUUAAAAAAAAAAAAACAAGGCAAAGAAACCCUCCCAGCCAACCAAACAU
Molecule: messenger RNA, 1841 nt
Organism: Empidonax traillii (willow flycatcher)
Lineage: Eukaryota; Metazoa; Chordata; Aves; Passeriformes; Tyrannidae
Product: 5-hydroxytryptamine receptor 7-like
Exons: 3
Coding region: 122-1396 (424 amino acids)
Biological process (GO): smooth muscle contraction; chemical synaptic transmission; circadian rhythm
Cellular component (GO): membrane
Molecular function (GO): G protein-coupled serotonin receptor activity
Source: RefSeq, a predicted model, not a curated record